UUCUGUGUCGCAGCGCAAUCACCAGAGUGGAUCGAUGGUCGCAGCAUCCGCCACGAACUGCCUCCUCCUCCUCCUCCUCUUCCUCUUCUCCUUUUUCCUCCUAACGUGCACGCCGGCUUCCUCUGGCGCCGACAUCGUCUUCCCGCUCUCCACCAGCUCCAGAUGGGUCGUCGACGGCGCGGGGCGGCGGGUGAAGCUGGCGUGCGCCAACUGGGCGGCCCACCUCGAGCCGGCGGUGGCGGAGGGGCUGAGCAAGCAGCCUCUGGACGCCAUCUCCAGGAGCGUCGCCGCCAUGGGCUUCAACUGCGUCCGCCUCACCUGGCCCCUCUUCCUCCUCACCGACCCUUCUCUCGCUUCCCUCACCGUCCGGCGCUCGCUGGACGGCCUCGGGCUCUUCGAGUCCACCGCCGGCGUCCGCGUUAACAACCCCGCCCUGCUCGAUCUCACCCUCCUCCAGGCCUUCCAGGCUGUUGUGUCAAAUCUAGCAAGCAACAAGCUGAUGGUGAUACUGGACAACCAGAUAAGCAAACCAGGUUGGUGCUGUAGUCGAUACGACGGCAAUGGAUUCUUCGGGGACAAGUACUUCGACCCAGAUGAAUGGCUGGAAGGCCUGGAGAUGAUGGCAACAAUCUUCAAUGGUUCAUCCAGUGUUGUCGGCAUGAGCUUGAGGAACGAGCUCCGAGGGCCAAAGCAAAACAUCAGCCUCUGGUACAGGUAUAUGCAAAGAGGUGCAGAGAUCGUGCAUUCGGCAAAUCCAAACAUCCUUGUCAUUCUAUCUGGUCUAGAUUAUGACAAAGACCUCAGCUUCCUGUCUCGAAACCAGGUGGAUCUGAGCUUCAAAGGAAAGCUUGUGUUUGAGUACCAUUGGUAUGGGUUCUCAGAUGGUGGCAACUGGACUGCCGACAACCCUAACCAAGUUUGCGCGAUGGUAAUUGGAAACAUCACCAGAAAAGUAGGGUUUUUGCUGGAGCAAGGCUGGCCAUUGUUCCUGUCUGAGUUUGGGGUUGAUCAAAGUGGGGCAAAUGAGGUUGAUAACAGAUUCCUCAACUGUUUCUUGAGUUAUGCAGCUGAGAAGGACAUAGAUUGGGCUAUUUGGGCAUUGCAAGGAAGUUACUAUGUGAGAGAAGGGCAAUUAGGGUUUGAUGAGACAUAUGGACUUCUGAGCUGGGACUGGUGUAAGCCCAGGAAUUCCAGCUUUGUUCAAAGACUUGCUGCCAUCCAAUAUCCAUUCCUAGGUCCUGGCCUUUCGAAAAAUUCACCAUACAAUGUCAUAUUUCAUCCAAUGACUGGCCUUUGCAUUGUGAUGAACUCUCGACUGAAGCAAAUUCAGCUGGGACAGUGUUCCGAAUCCGACGCCUGGAGCUACACAAAAAAGCUAAAACUGAUGCUGAAAGGAACCCAGUUUUGCUUGCAAGCUGAAGGUGUGGGUAAACCAGUGAAACUGGGGACAAGUUGCAAGGAUAGCAGAUCGAGAUGGGAACCAAUAUCCGACUCGAAAUUGCACAUUUCAUCCAAUCUUACAGACCAUGGUGGUGUUAUGUGUUUGGACAUCGGAGACAAAGGCGUUAUCGUGACCGAUCUCUGCAAGUGUUUAAGCUUAGAUGGAACUUGCAAUCCUGACAGCCAGUGGUUCAGUAUUGUAAGAAGCAAUAGGGAAGUAAAUGGCCUAAUCUUGAGAAAGUUUCUUCCUCAAUUCAUAGCAGUUGAGCAAGGAAAUUCCCUAGCAUGACUGUUAAUCUGUAUGAAGCAAUAAAUCUAUGCAAAAUAUUUGUAUAUAUAUCAUCAUCAUCAUUAUUUUUUUCACUUUUAAUAUUCAAUAACCCUAAUACUUCUCACUACUAGAAUAUAAUCGUUUCUCUGCUUCGUUAAUAGGAAUUUCUGUAAUCCAUUCAUUCCUAUGUUUAUCAUUCAGUUCUUGUUUCUCUAGACGUGUUGUAUGCUUAAGUGGUCAAUAAUAGAGAUACCAAGUGGACCAUGCAGCCUCUUGCCUCCAAUUCUUUGUUCGUCUUCUCGUUUUGAACCUGAGGUUGAUUGUAUAAGGUAUAACACUGCUAGUUUAAUCAUUGUUCUAGAUGAGAUCAAUAGAAUUAGAUACUUGGCACUGGUUUUAGUUGGUCAUCAACCUUUUCUUCUCAAUACAGAGCCAAAAUGUCUUAAACAAGCCAAUGCAUCAGAACAACAAAACUGCUUUAGGAUUGAGCUUCUGCUAAUGUUGUACUCUUUUGUCAGGGAAACGAUGUGCGCACUCAGUAUUGAUCAGGAACAAGCUAAAUUGGCAAGAGAACCUUUGGAGCAAAAACAAAAGGAGGAGAAUAAGAUUCAGACACAGAUUCUUCCAGCAAAGAAGUUGUACAUAGCAGAAGAUGACCCAAUCAGAUGCUAUGAUCGAUGAUCGACUUGAAAUCGUCAAACUCUUGCUUGGUUUUCGGAUCUUGAACAAAUGGACCUGAUCGAUUGUUCUCUUUUGUAAAAGAACAAGCACUUUUCCUUGUUUGAAUUCACUGAAAAGUGCAUAUUGCCUCACGAGUCAAGUGCUCUAGUUUCAUUAUAGAUCUUUCUCAUGCAUCUGCAAUCUGUGAAAUGGUUGAAAGGUUGUCACUUAACAAAAGUUCCUUUUGAUUGGGAGUUGUUCUUCUCUUUAUUGAGACAUAUUGCAUUUCCAUCAUUAUGAAGCAGUAGUUUGUUCUAUCCUCA
Messenger RNA from Zingiber officinale, 2694 nucleotides. Its product is annotated as glycosyl hydrolase 5 family protein-like. NCBI's taxonomy places the organism in Eukaryota, Viridiplantae, Streptophyta, Magnoliopsida, Zingiberales, Zingiberaceae. Gene Ontology annotation, molecular function: hydrolase activity, hydrolyzing O-glycosyl compounds. The transcript has 4 exons. The record is from RefSeq and is a predicted model, not a curated record. Bases 35 to 1729 code for a protein of 564 amino acids.